This is a messenger RNA of Benincasa hispida (wax gourd), 749 nucleotides long. RefSeq lists its product as uncharacterized. The record is from RefSeq and is a predicted model, not a curated record. Lineage: Eukaryota; Viridiplantae; Streptophyta; Magnoliopsida; Cucurbitales; Cucurbitaceae.
UUUAUUUCCUCCGUUCGUAAAAUCAGUCCGAGUUCCAUGGAGAGAUAAAUACCUCAAAUUUAGGGUUUUGUUGGUGAAACGAAUUCGGAGGUUGAAGACAAUGGCGAAGUUCAAUGUAGUUCAGAAGCAAAGACGAGCACUUAAAGCUCAGAUGAAGAGAGACGCUCAUGGUGAUCCCUUGACCAAGAAGCUCAAGAUCAAACAACAACCUACUUAUGUAUCCAGCAAGCGUAAGCGCAAAUUGAUGAAGAAAAAACGCAGAGAAGAGAAGGAAGCUUUACAGAUGGGUCUGACAAACAUGGAAGAUGUUGAAAUGGCUGUUGCUGAAGAACUUAAAAACACCAAUAGGACGUCGACCAAGUUCCAUGUGAAGAAGAGUGUUAGGCUCAGGCAAUUAAGGAGCAAAGGCAAGAAGAACAAAGGGAAAUCUUCUUCCAGUUCAGGUUCUACAGCAUCAGGCGAUGCUAUGGUAGAGUAAAAUAGGUGACUGAAGAAAGUUCUUUUGUUUGUUUUAUUUUGUUCUGAAUGCCUAUACUUUUAUUGUAAUAUCAUAUUUGGCUCGUAUUAAAUGCAAUUAUCUGUAGCUUUGCAGGAAAAGAUUCUAACUGAAAGUUAAAAUCUUGAUUGAACCCUAGAAAGAUAAGGAUGUAGAUUGCUUUGAGAAAGAAACACAUAAACCAAAUGCUAAUUGUAAAGAUUGCAGCAAAUAUGAUAAACUCAAUUGAAAUCAAAUGGCCAUAAUCUCAAAA